This is a messenger RNA of Centropristis striata (black sea bass), 1662 nucleotides long. RefSeq names its product suppressor of IKBKE 1 (gene sike1). NCBI's taxonomy places the organism in Eukaryota, Metazoa, Chordata, Actinopteri, Perciformes, Serranidae. The record is from RefSeq and is a predicted model, not a curated record. The coding region runs from base 273 to 926 and encodes 217 amino acids. The transcript has 5 exons.
CGUUAUCGUUUAGUCUCACGCGGAAACGUCAUACUUGACAACAAAACAGAGAGACCAUUUACUUUUUUUUUUAUUUCUGUGCACUGUAUUUAUUCUGUGUACCGACAUAUAUAAUCCAAAGCCCCGUAACAGAUUGUACACGUUGCUAUAAAGACAUUUCAGCUAACUAAGGCUGGAUAGCCAGCGUACGCUAACACUGCAAGGUAUUUCAUUGUAGCUGGGAGAGUGAAGUAGGUUGUUUACGUUACAUACAGGACUUGACAGUUUCCAGUAUGGCCUGCACUUUAGAAAAAGUGUUGGGCGAUGCCCGGACCCUGCUCGAGAGGCUGAAAGAGCACGAUACGGCCGCCGAGGGACUGAUAGAGCAGUCCGGGGCCCUCAGCCAGAGAGUGCAGAGCAUGAAAGAGGUGGGAAAUGCCCUUCCAGACAAGCACACAGAAGACACUUCAGAGAUUCAGGAGCUGACAAAAUACAAGCCUCAUGUCCUUCUGACUCAGGAAAACACUCAAAUCAAGGAACUACAGCAGGAGAAUAAAGAACUAUGGUUAUCUCUUGAAGAACACCAGUACGCGCUAGAGUUGAUCAUGGGUCGUUACCGCAAGCAGAUGCUUCAGCUGAUGAUGGCCAAGAAGGAGCUGGACACCAAACCCGUGCUCAGCCUCCAUGAGAACCACGCAAAAGAAGUGCAGAGCCAGGUGGAACGGAUAUGCGAGAUGGGCCAGGUGAUGAGAAGAGCAGUGCAGGUGGACGAUCAGCACUACUGCUCUGUUCGAGAGAGGCUGGCUCAACUAGAGAUUGAGAACAAAGAGCUACGAGACCUCCUGGACAUCAGCAAGAGCUCUGUGAAGGCAGCGAGAGAAGAAACCAACCAGCCAGCAGCAGCAACAACGCAAGAACUGUCCCCUCAGCCAGAGUCCUACGAGUGAUCAGAACAGCCUGGAUCGUUUGUGGCAACAAGUCAGGAGACACGGUUGAUGAUCUCUUUACCUGUGUCAACCACAUAAUUAUUUUUUUUAUUAACGUAAGAUGCAAUGCAGCAAAUCACAGCAUUUUAUUUGUAGCAAAGGCCACUUAAUCACAGCAUACUGGCUAUCACAUGCAUUUUAACCUGCAAGUAUAUCUGGAUGAUGGCUGUUGUUUUACAUAAUGUGUAUAAUCACUGCAGUCAUGUUGGAGUGAAUUUAAGAUAGACACGUACUGGAGCAAAGGCAGUAAAAGCAAAGGGGAUUUAUUUUAUUUUCGGCCAAAGAUACAUUUAUUUUUAAAGGACACAAUUUCUACCUCUUUGGUGCCCCUUUGCUGUUCACACAUACACGCACACAAUGUUUGAAAUGCUCAUGACCACACCUGCUAUGAGUUCACUUGAAGUCCAUUAAGAAGCCAAGUUGUUUUCUACACCGUUUUAAGAGGCUGUGCUUGAUAAUCACUCUGCCAAUAAGAUGAUGACUUUUGGCUGUUUCACAGUUUGCCUGCUGAGGAGUGACAUUGGAUCAUUUGUAUGUGAUUGUCUCAUUUAAUGAAUUUGAUACGUUUGUCGGUCUGUUUUGUAGAAUUCAUAUAUAACAUGAUAUCCAUGUUUAGUACUGUGUGUUAAACACCUGUUUUGUAGUUUUCAGAUUUGGAUGCAGGUGUGUCCCAGCUAGUGGCACAUCUUUAUUUAAU